AUGGAUUUCCUACGGGGCCUCCUCGGAAAGCGCGGCUCUCGAACCACCUCAUCCCAGGAGUAUGAGCGAUUAACCGAAGAUGCGGACACGUCGGGAUUGGAACCCUCGGAAGCGUUGGACCAUUACGCGGGGCGUGAGGAGGAGGUACCCUUCUCGUGGGUAGAAUAUGCGAUUUUUGGCCUCUUAGGCAUGGCGAUGCUUUGGGCAUGGAACAUGUUCUUGGCCGCGGCCGUGUACUUUCAUAAACGGUUCGAAGAAGACAAAUGGGUGGCGGACAACUUUCAAUCGGCCAUCUUGACGGUCUCGACCAUCACCAACUUGGUCGUCAUGUGGAUCCUCACAAACAUGCAGCAAAAGGCCUCGUAUCCCUUCCGGAUCAAUCUAGCGCUCCUCGUCAAUACCGUCACCUUUAGCAUGCUCGCUGCGUCGACCAUUUUCAUGGUAGGGGCAUCUCCCUCCGUGUACCUAGUGUUUGUUCUCGUCAUGGUAGCUCUCACGGCGUACGCAACUGGCCUGAUCCAGAACGGGGCCUUCGCGUUCGCGGCCAGUUUUGGAAGGUCCGAGUACAUGCAGGCCCUCAUGGCCGGCCAAGGGGUGGCAGACACCGGCUCGAGCUCCGGCACAUCCGCCUUUGUCUACUUCCUCACCGCGGUCGCCGUCUCCCUUGCUGCCCUGCUGGCCUUCAUCCCCCUGGCAAAGCGGCACAACCAGCUCGUCGAGGCUCGCCUAGGCGACCGCAUGGCCGAAUCCAUGGCCAGCGUGGAAGAGGCGGAACGGUCCGCGCGCAAGGUCAUCACACCCAAACAGCUCUUCGUCAAGCUUCACUGGCUCUCGUUGGCCAUCAUCGUUUGCUUCGCCGCGACCAUGUUCUUCCCCGUUUUCACGGCCAAGAUCCAGUCCGUGCGAGGCGACGGCGACGACAGCGACCUCUUUUACCUGGCCUUUGUGCAGCUACUCUUUGGCUUGACCAAUGGCUGGUUGGGCUCCAGUUGCAUGAUGGCCGCGGGUGAGUGGGUUGACGAGGGAGAGAGGAGGCCGCGGGCGGCUUCAUGGGGCUCUGCCUCGUCCUGGGCCUGA
Molecule: messenger RNA, 1077 nt
Organism: Parascedosporium putredinis
Lineage: Eukaryota; Fungi; Ascomycota; Sordariomycetes; Microascales; Microascaceae
Source: the annotation of a GenBank genome assembly